Messenger RNA from Fonsecaea pedrosoi CBS 271.37, 768 nucleotides. RefSeq lists its product as uncharacterized. Gene Ontology annotation, molecular function: carbohydrate:proton symporter activity. The transcript has a single exon. Gene Ontology annotation, cellular component: membrane. NCBI's taxonomy places the organism in Eukaryota, Fungi, Ascomycota, Eurotiomycetes, Chaetothyriales, Herpotrichiellaceae. Bases 1 to 768 code for a protein of 255 amino acids. Gene Ontology annotation, biological process: transmembrane transport; carbohydrate transport. The record is from RefSeq and is a predicted model, not a curated record.
AUGUUCCAACUACGUCGAGCGACAGACAAGCGCCGGGAAUUGUACUCGUCGAGGGUGGAUAUCACACAGGACGAGGGACAUGCCAAUUCCCAUAUCCUCAGCCCUCAGAGUAUGACAGUUCACUUGGCUAGCUUGAAACGCCAUCGAUAUAUUUUGGAUCCUCUCGAGGGAGUCACUUACCUGCUGCUGUCCCACGCUGGCCAACUUCGGGGAUCACCGCCUUCGGAAACCUGCUUGUACGACGUUUGCCAGAGAUUCAGUCGAGGCCUUGUCCUUUUCGCUCACGCCCCUCGGCUUCGAGCAACAGCGCGUAUUUCUUCGGCGGAGCUAGGAUGGGUAGGUCUUGGUUUCUACUACAUCAAGGGCAAUGCCGCAUGGCGCACUCUACUGGGGCUCCAGCACGCCCCGGCGGCUUUCAUGCUGAUUGCCUCGUUCUGGACGCCCUUCUCGCCUCGGUGGCUGAUUAUGAAGGGACGAGAGGACGAGGCGCUGGAAGUGCUCCGGAAGCUACACGAGGGCAUCGAGGGAUACGAAGAGGACUUUUACGUCAAGGAGCUCCACCAGAUCAAGACGCAGUACCAGAUCGACAAGGCCAACAAGCUCGGCCUCGUCGCCAUCUUCAAGAAAAAGUCGUACCGCAAACGCAUGUACCUGAUUUUGUUGUUUGUGAGCUUCCGCCAGUUCGCCCGAAUCAUCCCGCUCCAGAACUACCAGGUCACAAUCUACACGAAGCUGGGGUUCACCAAUGUCUUUAGCCCCCGAUCCUGA